AUGGACGGCUCGUCGUAUAAUUACGGCUUCAGAGCCCCUCAUACCAACUCGCCUUUAAGCCCCGAUACCCCGACGAGUGCCUCCUAUAAGACCAACGUAAAGAGAACCAAGACCAAGAAAUGGGUCGAGGCCAAGACUCAAAACUAUGACGGCGAUGACUGGGGAAACGACUUUGAAGACGAAGCCGAUGAUCCCGUUCCCGUGCCGCCACUGAAGCCCACGGGCUACCGCCAAGCCGGUCAGUCAACCAAUACAGCUCUUCCGUCGCACCAGCCGCCAGCUCCGUCAGCUCCCCAACCGGCCGAGCCUGUGCCUUCAAUGCGACCGGCGCAGCCGACGGUGAAUGAAGCCAGACCGACCUCCAGCCAUCGUCCCACUGCUGGACUUCCACCUCUGCAGAUUCAGAACUCGGCGAAGCCUAUGCCUCCCGUUGUACAGCAGCCUGUGGUCGACGACGUGAAGCCGCCUCCUACCGUGUCAGAGCCAGCGUCAAUGGCUGCUGCUCCCGAAAGGGCUCCCCAAGAACCACUUGUGUCACCACCUCCGCCCGCCAGCGCUGGCCUGCCUUCACGGAUGAGCCCAGCACCGGCUCCAGCGCCCGUUCCAGCACCGUUCGCUGGCCGCCCGGAAUAUCCCAGGGGCACUCCAUCUCCGCCUGUAGGAAGCAGACGGACUUCACCGGCCCCGGCCCAAACUCAAGCCGCCCGCUUCCCUCCUCGCAAGAGCAGCAUGGGGCAGCAAGACCGUGAUCGCCAGGCUUCCGGUUCUCGGUCGAGCUCUACGCAGCGUCCGUGGAUAGAGCAACGAUCAGCGUCUCCUUCCAACGUCAAAUCGCCUGGCACACCAUCCAACACCACAGCAGCGCACUUUAUCCGACCCUCGGAUAUCUAUCGCCGGCUGGACGACAAUAAAGAAAAGGAGGGUGGAUCGACGGAGUCGGGAAGGCCGAGCAUGGACAGUGCUACUGGCCCUAGGAGUGAAUCGUCAGUGUCGGCUGCCAAUCCGACAAUUCCGGUAGUCGAUGCUGGUGAGCAGCAGCCCAUGCGCCGCAGUUUGGACAAAGGCGACGGGCUAGGCGUUGUCGAUAAUGCCACACGACAACCUAUCCUGGCACCAGUCGCGGAGAGAAAGAGCGAGUACGGCUUCGAUGGGCUUCUAGCACAACCUCAGGCCCAUGGUGCAGACCGAGGCCGACUGAGUCCUCCAGGAGGCAUGCAGGAGAGCAAUUUGGGUGUGCCAGAGCCGCAGUUGCAGCGCCCGACUGCAGAAGAAUCUGACCAGAACCGCCGCUACUCCACGAGCCCUCGACUGCCCGACCUGGCGCGCAUGUCCCUUUUUGGAGACGACUUCUUCUCGAACCCAGACAAGUAUGCUCACGAAGCGCCUCCGAUGCCGAGUUUGCCAUCCCAGAUCCAGACGCAACCUUCCGAAUCCGCUUCUACGGCAGAGAAAGCGCCAGCUGUGGAUAAAUCUCCCACUGCUGCGACGCCCGGUGAUGUGACGUCUCCACUUCCCAUCAUCAGCACGACUCCGCAGCCAACCAACUCAUCAUUGCCUGCAUCUCAACCAGUCAGCAGGGAAAGGUCGCGUUCACCAUCCCAAACACCGCCAGCCUUGGAGGAAUCCAGCAGAUCUCGCCUGCCUUCGCAAACCACUCGACCGUCUAUUCCUGGAGGCUGGGUCACCGAAACACGCUCCAUCGCCGAUUCUCAGACUACUUCCGCUGUAGCGACGCCCGCUGCUACCGCCGAUCGGAAGCCCAUUCUCAGCGUGGAUCCCGGCGAAGUUUCCCCCAUCACUGACAACGAAGACGACAAGUUUGGCAACGGCGGGGUAGCUACCGUGAAGGAUACACUAUCCAUACCCGUUUCCAUCCCCGAAGCUUCGGAACGGGCCGCUCAAAUGGAGAGUCGUGUUGACCAGGAUGCCGACCUGGAGACUUCGGCUCCUCUGAACCCUCGCGAAUCAGGCAGCUCAUCAUUGGACUUUGCGGCGCCAGAGAGGCUGCAGCGCGAAUCCACCAUGAGCACCAUUGCCGACCCAUCCCCUGUCAAGGAGAGCGAUAAGUUGAGAGAAGAGAUUAUGCGCAGCCUCAGUCCCGUCCGCCCUACAAGUCACGAACUGAACAACUUCAAUAACCACCAGUCGCUGAGUCCGGCCGUCGACAAUAGCGGCACUCGUGAGAGUGCCUAUCUCGACAGUGUCUACGACGACUAUUGGACUGCAAGCGACGACAAGCCCGAUGUGCCCAGCUUGCCAUCACAGCAGCCAGAGCAAAAGAGGGCGCUUACCCCCAACAAAGACAUCUCUGACGUUCCUCCUUUGAGCCCUCGCAAAGACGCCAUGGACAAGCCUCCUGCACUUGGUCGACGGUUCUCCUGGGAAGCAGGAGGAGAGCAGGUUACGCCAAAGGCCUCUGACUCUCAGAAGGACCCCCUCGCCGAGCCUCACCCCCAACCUGGUGAUGCGGGCGAAGGCAACGUGCCUCCUAAACAAGGCGAUCAUGAGCUGCAGGCUGCACAAUCAGAGGUGGCCAGCGACUCCGAACGUACGCCGCUCGCUACUGGGUUGGACGAUGGACAUAUUAGCGUGCCGCAAGACGCGGGCGCGAUGUCUCAUCAAGUGUCGCAGGUUAGUUCGGCGCCGAGAGAUCGCAUGGACUCCGAAGUGAUCGAACCGCCGUCACCCGUGUCAGUCACGGCCGAUAAAAACACUACGUCGGCUGCACCCACCCGCCGACUGUCGCUCGCGGAAGAAAAGUCAAUGGCUCGGGUCUCAUCAAACCCCGUCUCACCCAGCCCACCGCCCGGCGAUCAUCCUGCUCUGGCCCAGGUUCAACCCGAGCCUGAGCCGGAGCCAGAGUCGUCCGAGGCUGGCCAGGCACCUGCAUCUCCAGCGGCUCCUCAACGCCAAUCGACGCAGCCUGUCAAGAUCACAACGUUCAAAGAGAUCAUGGACCUUUCCAAUGCGAAAGACAGGAUUCAAAAGUACAAUGAGACGCGCUCACAAUUCGCGUCGAUGGACUCGGGUCUGAACAACUGGCUGGAAAACUUAAAGGCUCAGCAUCCUGAGCACGCCAACGCAACUGCAUCGUUUGGAGUUGGCGCUCCUGGUCCUGGUCAAUCGCAGUCAUCGCCAACAACUUCUCAGCCGGCUUCUCAGCAGCCUUACUACCAGCAGUACCUCAACGCAAGCAACCCUAAUCUCGCGGCGGGAGCUUCGGGUCGGCCUCCUGCGGGAAGUGCGCCCACUGGUUCGUCUCAUUCGCCUUCAAGUGAUUUUAAGCAUUCGAGCGGUCAAGUUGGGGCGAAGGGCAAGGGACUAUUGCUUGCGGCUGGCAAGGCGGGUAAAGGUCUAUUGAGCAAGGGAAAGAACAAACUCCGUGGCACUGGGGACAAGGUAUUUCUUUAA
Colletotrichum fioriniae is the source of this 3411-nucleotide messenger RNA. RefSeq lists its product as uncharacterized. The record is from RefSeq and is a predicted model, not a curated record. Lineage: Eukaryota; Fungi; Ascomycota; Sordariomycetes; Glomerellales; Glomerellaceae.